AUGAGGAAAAGUCCAAGAAAGAUUGCUUCCGAAGAAGGAAAAGCAGAAGAUUUUGAGGCCGCCGUGACAAGACUCACACAUUAUUUACUUGGAGAAGAAAAAGAAUUCAAAUAUAGAAAAAUUCAUCAGAUUUCAAACAAUGAACCUGAAUAUAAUUUUAAUUUCGAAAAUGUCGUCAUUGAUGAUCUUAUAGAAGAGAAAAAUGAAGAUGUUCAAAAGCUUAACAACGUUAGAUUAGAAGAUAAUUUUUAUAAAAUCGAAUGCAUUAAUAAUGCAAUUCAAAACCAAGUACUUAAAUCAGAUAAGUCGAAGUACAAUUACAAGUGUAUUCGUAAUCCAGAAGAAAUUAUGAAACUUAUUGAAGAGAAUCAGCACUCGAAAAUAGUUAGCGAACGACUUGCCAAAUCAAGGACAACUCAAAAGAGGGCAUUUAUGGACAAUGACAUGAAAUACUUUAAUAUUGUUACUGAUAAACAACAAUUAUUCAAAGAUAGAGAAAAAUUCAGGCAGAACUACAACAAAUGA
This is a messenger RNA of Trichomonas vaginalis G3, 525 nucleotides long. RefSeq lists its product as uncharacterized. Bases 1 to 525 code for a protein of 174 amino acids. The record is from RefSeq and is a predicted model, not a curated record. The transcript has a single exon. Lineage: Eukaryota; Parabasalia; Trichomonadida; Trichomonadidae.